AAAUUUUGCAGAUAUUUUUACUAUAAAUAUUGGAAGACAAUAGUAGUAGUAUUCAAUCAGAGAUAUGAAGAAACUAAUAGAAGAAAAAAAUAUAUAUGUAAAUUAAACAAAAGAUUCUUUCCUUCUCGUAAAAGAAAGAAACAAGACAAAAAAGCCAGCCAUCGACUUUUGUUACAAAACCUUUGAUCUCCACCUUCACAUCCUCUUCUCUAACUUCUUCGUGUAAGACCAAUAUGGAAGACUUCAGAUCCAGAUCAUACGGUGAUGGAAGAACAUCAGACCGGAGACCGGACGGUCCAGGUUCACUCGGUGGUAAUGGUAUGCAAGAUCUCAGGUCUUACAGCACUUCCUACACGGAUCACCCGACCCGGAUACCGGAAGAUAACCCGAAUCUGAAGAAAGGAAAAUCGUCGUCUUCUUCAUGGGGAUUUGUGGAUCCAGAUAUAAAGAGGAAGAAGAGAGUUGUGAGUUACAGAGCUUACACUGUUGAAGGUAAGCUUAAAGGCUCUUUCAGAAAGAGCUUCAAGUGGGUCAAAGAUAAAUGCAGCAAGUUGCUCAACUAAGCAUAUCUGCUUAAGAUAAUAAAACUUUUUGUGGUUUUAAUCUUUUAACUCGACGAUUUCGAUUUAGUUUAUACCUUUUAUAUCAUUAUUUGAAUGUGUGUGUGGGUGUGUUCAAAUCUCUUAAUUUGUGAAAGUGACUGUGUAGCAAAAAAAAAAACAUAAUAAUAAUAUGGAUAUGCUAUUGUAGAUGAAUUCUUGAAAUUGUAAAUGAGAUGAGUGAGUGA
This is a messenger RNA of Eruca vesicaria subsp. sativa (arugula), 787 nucleotides long. Lineage: Eukaryota; Viridiplantae; Streptophyta; Magnoliopsida; Brassicales; Brassicaceae. The record is from the annotation of a GenBank genome assembly.